CCAGGCCUCUUCCUGAGCAGCGACGACAGCUCCUCCCCUCACUUCCUCUCUCCUCCUCCUCCUUCAUAUUACCCUGCCUCACUUAUACUGUAAAAUUCAAGAAGGGAGCUGGACCCAGAUUUUCCAGGAAUUCUGACCACCAUGGAAGCACAGUUCCACUGCAAUCCCUGGAGAACCCACGGACUUGCAAACAAAGACCCCGGAUUUCCAGAACUGAGACUUGUCUUACUGGGUAAGACUGGAGCAGGGAAAAGUGCUACAGGAAACAGCAUCCUGGGAAAGACUGUGUUUCAGUCAAGCACUGCAGCAAAAUCCAUCACCAAAUCCUGCGAAAAAGGGAGUCUGAAUUGGAAGGGGAGAAAAAUUGUUGUUGUGGAUACUCCUGGCAUUUUUGACACCGAAGUGCCUGAUGCAACCACCAAGAGUGAGCUUGUUCGCUGCCUCCUGCUGACCUCCCCAGGUCCUCAUGCUCUGAUCCUGGUGGUCCCUCUGGGAUGUUACACCAAAGAGGAGCAGAUGGCCACAGAGAAGAUCCUGGCAAUGUUUGAUGGCAGAGCUCAGAGACACAUGAUUCUCUUAUUCACCCGGAAAGAUGAGUUGGGCACCCAAGAUUUCUCAGAGUACUUAAAGGACGCUCCAGUCCUUCAAGAGCUGAUAGCUAGACUGGACAAUCGCUAUUGCCUGUUCAACAACAAGGCAACAGGAGCUGAGCAGGAGGCCCAGAAGGCACAGCUGAUCGCUCUGGUUGAGAAGGUGAUGACAGAGAAUGAAGGAACAUACUACACUAAUAGGUAUUAUCAAUUGGUUGAGCGGGAAAUUCAAAAACAAACCCUCAUGAAGCAAGGAUAUUACAGAGAAGAGCUGGAGAAAGAGAAAGCCCAGAUAAGAAAGGAGUAUGAAGAGAAAAUGAGAAAUCUGGAGGAUACUCUGGAGAAGCAAGCAAGAAGGGAUGAAAUGGAGAGAGCUUUGGUAGAAAGGGAAUCUGUGUAUGUCACGAAGCGAGACAAUGCCAGAGAACAAGUGGAGACUCAGAAACGGAUCAUUGAAUUCCUCACAGAGGUACUGAAAGUAGUUUCCUUAGUUCUUACAGAAGUGUUUAAAGACAAAACCAAAUGAAAAUCUCUGUUUCCUGCGCAUUCCCUGGCUGCCCCGCUCCACAUGACUCAUUUGCUCAAAGACAGAGCACUCUCAUUUUACUGAUAAUCUCAGGACUAAGGAGUCAACAAGUUGACUGUGGGCAGUUGGCAAGAGACAAAUUUAUGAAACAGGAGGGCAGACAUAUUCUAGGUUUGUGUUCAACAUCCCCACCUUAUGACUUCUCUCUCAGAAACAUGGAGAAAGACUAUGCAGACAGCCAACCAAGGUGACCCAGCAUUUGUCUCUUUAACACUUACAGAAUUUCUGCUUUAGACACUUACUCCCCCGCCCCAGUCUUGCCCUCAUAUGCUUUUGCCUUUGGCUCCUCCGUGAUGACUUUCCCAAGUGGAUCUUUGAAAUAAUGACGUCUCUGAAUUCAGUGAUCUUAAGAAAUGGAGUUGUUCCUACUAUAGAUGAAUUCACUCUAGAUAACCAUAGAUUUAUUUUAUUCAUAGUUACAGAACUGCUCAAAUUGUUCCUUAUUAUUACCCAUUGUAAACAAAGUUCUUUCUAGAAAGUGACCUCUCAGAAUACUACUAAACUCAAAUGCCAGGGAGAGUGUGACUGGAGGAAGAGGCAGGGGGAGGGGUGUGGUCAACAGGAAGAGAGCAGUGCGGAAGUGCUCAGUUUAUUAUGUAUAUCUGUAGAAACUCAGUGGCUAACCUCACUACCAAUUUGCUUAAUACCUUGCAGUCUCUUUUUGCUGUGACACUGUUACCACCCCACCUCCAACACCCCACACCUUGGUUAUUACUGCUUGAGCAUUUAUCUCUAUACUAGUGCCAGACUUAUUAGUUUCUUUAUCAUUGUAAUAAA
Sorex araneus (European shrew) is the source of this 1953-nucleotide messenger RNA. Its product is annotated as GTPase IMAP family member 4-like. The transcript has 3 exons. The record is from RefSeq and is a predicted model, not a curated record. Bases 142 to 1116 code for a protein of 324 amino acids. Gene Ontology annotation, molecular function: GTP binding. Lineage: Eukaryota; Metazoa; Chordata; Mammalia; Eulipotyphla; Soricidae.